AGGUGAUACUGCCAUCUCAUUGGUCUAAAUGUACGUCAAUCAGCGGGAUAGUGGCGUAGAAUGUGUUUGUUAUAGGUAAGAGGGCAAAUGCGUAGUAGACAAAAGUACUGAAUUCGAUACUCUACGCUAAUGGCUCUGAAUUGAUACUACCUUAAAAAGACACUCUCACAGAGGAAGUGAUGUAUUAUUCCGGAAAAAGGCGAGGAGAAGAUGGAAUUGCUGCUGUCAUUGACUUCCUGUUGUCCAAUGCCCGUCUGGUUCUGGGGGUGGGCGGAGCUGCAAUGCUGGGCAUUGCCACAUUAGCUGUGAAACGGCUGAUAGAACGUGCCGGCAGGCCUCCUGAUGAGAAGCCUGACAAGAAGAUGACGGACAGCUGGGAGGAGUUAAGCUUGGUUAGUGCCUCCCCCAAACUGCUCCACAAGGGUAUUGAAGGAGUGGUCAUGAAACAGAUUGCAGCUGCAACCAAGAAAGCGGAACUGUCUCAACCUAUCCCCCUACCCUCACCUGAGCCCCAGCGGAGUGACGCUGACCCACCUCAACGGCGGAAACGCUUGGAUCUGUGUGUGAUGACGUUUGCGGAGCGUCUGCAACUGUACUACAGAACACGAGUGUGUCUGUCAGCGGAGGAGGUGUCUGUCGCACAGCAGCGAGCGUUGGAUAUAGCCACAGAGAUCCAGGCCUUCCUGCACUCCAAACACCCAGACAUGCCACUGGGAGACAUGAUGCUGGCGGGGUCACUGCUCGACGACCUUCAAGUGGUUAAAGCCGACCAUGCCUGCCUGAUCGUGCCUUUACAGUUGGAGUCCAGUCUGUGGGCGCCUAUUGCCGGAGAGGACACAUUUUUGGGUCACCCUCAGUACUGCAUGGUGCGCCGUGAAAACCUUGAGUACUUCCCAAGGGGGCGGAGCUACUGGGAUCGACAUUUACUGGGUGGAUACUUGUCGUCACGGCUUGCUUCUGAGCAAUUAGGCAAGGCGGUGAUGGAAUCAAUGAACUGGCCAUCGCUGACCGGAACCCUGGAGUGUGAGGUGCGACCGGUGCUUGGGUCUCCUGAGCUCAAACUGGAGAUUCAAGGAUUAACCCAAAGCAGUGGAGAAAGCUUCUAUAUUACCGUGUUGCCAACAGUGCGCCUUGGUGAGAUGACGCUUACGGCGCAACGGGAGAUCACUGGGUCAUUCGACUACGUCUGGUACCAGAGCCUAUACACCAAUGAAACAACUAGACUAGCAGCGCUUGACAAAGCAGACUUGGGGGUCAGAAGGAAGUGCCUGAAAACACUAAAGGCUGUGUGCCGCAACUGCCCUGCACUACGCAAGCUCAACGGCAGCCAUAUUAGCAACGUCGUUCUACACAUGAGUGAAAAAGAAACUGAUUGGUCGGAAUCUGCGUUUGCUGAUAGGUUCCUGCAGGCGAUCACUGAGCUAAUUGGAUACCUGGAGAUCGGAAUCUUGCCUAGUUUCUUCAAACCUAAUGUGAAUCUGUUUCAAGGUUUUACUGAGGAUGACAUUGACGAGAUGGGCUUCAUGCUCUAUUGUGCCGUAACUGAACCUGAGAUACUACUGAUUUGAUUCACUCCUAUACUUGUGCAUAGAGUAUUACAUUUAUCCAAACCUCUAUCUCUAUGGCUACAGGCAUUAAUGCAUCUUUAAACAAAGAAUGUAAUAUUACAUAUUACGUGUCUCUUCACAGUUGUGAAUCUCCGCUUAUCUACUUCCUUUUAAAGGGGGUUUUGAAGUGACAUAGGCACCAUUUAUCUAUGCAGCACUUACCUAGUCAGACACUUUGCUUAGAUGUAGAUUUGAGAGAGAAUUUUCAUAAAACGUCUUCACUCUGAGCUUCUGCUAGUGUGUGUAUGGGUAUUUAGACCAUGUGUCUGAUUUAAGAAGCUCUGCGUUAACCAUGAUUAUAUUUGUUCUACUAUUUUCCUUUUUGGAGCAGUAAUCAUAGACCGUGUGAAGCUAUGUUGACUUUGAAGAAGCAAGUACUUAAGACAAUAAAGCAGUAAUGCAAAAAUAUUUUUAUAUACAAUUUUGUCAGUCUUGAUUACAAAGUAGUUUGAUUGGGGAAAAUGUGCAUUGAGUGUUGUCUAAACCUUUAUAAGGCUUUUUUUUUUCCUACCUACUCACAUUCUUCCCUUUUGUCAGUACCAGCAUAAAUGGCUAAAAAGGACAUAAUUAAACUAUAGUUAAUAUGUGAAGCAGGUUCCCUGUAUGCAUCCUAUGAUAAUUUGCCCAACAAAUUUGGCUAAAAAGUAUAUUGAAAAAACAAUAAAAACGUUGGUAGGGUCAAAUUUCAUACUUUGGUGAAACCUACUCUGCUAAUAAGGUUACAUGAAAUCUUAUAUGAAUUCUUCUUUACCAUUGGGAUGCAUGUCUAAAUAAAAAAAUUAUUCACAAUUUU
Ctenopharyngodon idella (grass carp) is the source of this 2400-nucleotide messenger RNA. It is a transcript of the gene mief2, whose product is annotated as mitochondrial elongation factor 2. Bases 180 to 1568 code for a protein of 462 amino acids. The transcript has 5 exons. Gene Ontology annotation, biological process: positive regulation of mitochondrial fission; mitochondrion organization. NCBI's taxonomy places the organism in Eukaryota, Metazoa, Chordata, Actinopteri, Cypriniformes, Xenocyprididae. Gene Ontology annotation, cellular component: mitochondrial outer membrane. The record is from RefSeq and is a predicted model, not a curated record.